GGCCAUUUUGUUGUUUGUUCUGUUCGCGACAGUUUGGCUGGGAGUUUGAGAUUUUGAGAUCGUAUUUUAUAAUUAUAACAUCACUCCUUUUCGAAACUUUGAUUGUUAAUAUAUUCCAAUCUGAAGUUGUUAGUGGUGAAGAUAAGGGUGAAGACAUUGAAGUUUAUUGGUCAAAUCGAUCUAAAAAUCUUUGAUGAUGGAAGAGAGCGAGGAGACCAUUUCUCCUGCUAGAAGAACAACUCGUUCAAGAAAGGUAACAAAAACUCCUGUUGUUAAGUCGCCAAAAGCAAAACCGGCCACUAGGCGGACUCGUAAAAAAGUGGUACUCAUGGAGGUAGAAGUCUCAGAUGAAGAGGAGGAAACUCCACAGGAGGUAGAUGUUUCUGAGGAUGAUAAACAGCAGGAAAAUACAGAAAAGGAGAGUCCUGAUUGCACUGAGAAAGAAAGUGAAGAGACAGAAUCCAAGCAAAAAUCUAAAGAAAUGGUAGAUGUGAAUGGCAGUGAAAAUAAUGAUGAUGGAGCUGUACCUGACUCUACAGAGGAUUCUGUUACUGUGGUAUUUAACGAUGUUGAUAUGUUGGAAGGAGCAGAUGAUUCAAACUCCAGAGAUCAAGAUGAUGAAGAUGAUGAGAGUAAUAUUACUGAAUCUAAAGUUGGGAAGAAAUCUGAUGAUAAAAUGGAAGUAGAAACUACAUCAGUGGAAUUAGUAGAUACUACAACAUCAGUGGAAUUGGUAGAAACUAAGAAAACUGCAAUAAAAGAGUCUCUUGAAGCACAUGCUACCAAAGAUGAAAAGAAGGAGCCUCAACCAGUUGUGGCAGAACAAACUGAAACCUCAACAAAAGUAGAUUUAUCUGAAGUGACUAAAGCAAAUGAUGAAAUUAAAAAAGAAUCCAUAGCUGAUAAGCCACAGAAAGAUCCAGUAAUACUUCAUACACCAGAGGUGCAGGAGACAAAAAUGGAAGUUGAUGAGGUACUUGAAGAUAAAAUUGCUGAGCAGAAGGCUGAAAAGAAAACUACUAUCAAAGAUUUAGCACAAAAACAAAUAAGUGCAGAUACAAAAAAAUCUGCUACAGAGGUUGAUGAAAAAGCUGUUGUCAAAGUUGAUGAAAAAGCAGUUGUCAAAGUUGAUGAAAAAGUAGUUGCCAAAGUUGAAGAAGCAGUUAUUAAAGUUGAAGAAAAAGCAGUUGCUGAUGUUGAAGAACAAUCAGUUACAGAAGUUGAAAAAAAAUCAGUUACAAAAGUUGAAGAGAAAGUAGUUGAAGUUGAAGAGAAAGUAGCUAAAGUUGAAGAGAAAGUAGCUAAAGUUGAAGAGAAAGUAGCUAAAGUUGAAGAGAAAGAAGUCAAAGUUGAAGAGAAAGUAGUCAAGGUUGGAGACAAAGCAGUCACUAAAGUUGAAGAGAAACCAGUUACUAAAGUUGAAGAAAAACCAGUAACUGAAGUUCAAGAAAACCCAAUUAGUGGAGUUGAGGAAAAGCCAAUUACUAAAGCGGAAGAAGAACCUAUGUGUGUUGAUGAGGAAAAAAUAAUGCAAGAGGGGGAAAGCAAAACAACUCCAAAAGCGGGAAAAUCAGAGAAUAAAGCUGAGCUUGAAAUGGGAGAUGAAACGAAUGAACAGAAGGAAAGCAUCGAAGAUCAAGCAGAGAAGAACAAUAAACCGGGUGAUACAGAUGCUGAAAACAUUUCUGAAGAUGAAUUACCAGUGGUGCAAGCUGUGAAAGUACCUGAGGCUGAAGAAGUUUCUGAUGAAGAACUUCCAGGUCCAAAAAGAGCGGAAUUGCCCGCUGAUACUGAAGUAGUUUCAGAGGAUGAACUUCCCACAGUGAAAACUGAGACCAAAAAGGAGGGCACCAAACGUAAAUUAGAUGCCACAGAUUAUGAUCCUGGCUCUCCUACGUCUGAAAAUGAGGCUCCCGCGAAAAAACCUUCACUGGAGGCUGCUACCGAAAAAGAAAAGGAUGAGAAACCGAAACCUAAGAAGUUGCCUGAACUGGACAAAUACUGGAAGGCUGUUAAUGAUGAUCCAACUGAUUUCACAGGAUGGACUUACUUAUUGCAGUAUGUGGAUCAAGAGAAUGAUAUGGAGGCCGCGAGAGAAGCAUAUGAUGCAUUUUUAUCUCAUUACCCCUACUGUUAUGGUUAUUGGCGGAAAUAUGCAGACUAUGAAAAAAGGAAGGGCAACAAAAAGAAGUGCGAGGAGGUGUUCGAGAGGGGACUGAAAGCCAUUCCGUUGUCGGUUGAUUUGUGGAUCCACUAUCUGACUUACGUGAAAACGACGCGGACCGAAGACGAGGAAUUCAUCAGGUCACAGUUCGAGAGGGCGCUGACGGCGUGCGGGUUAGAGUUCAGGUCUGACAGGCUGUGGGAGUCCUACAUCAAGUGGGAGACGGAGGGGAAACGGUUAAGGAAAGUGACCGCUAUUUACGACAGAUUAUUGGCCACGCCCACUCAGAGCUAUACCAGUCAUUUUGACAGCUUUCAAGAGCACAUCGCCAACAAUCCGCCGAACAAGGUCAUCGAAGUAGAUGAAUUUCUGGCCCUGCGCAAGGAAGUUAGGCACAUGCUGAAACAUGACGUGACAACAGAUACUGCUGCUGACAAUUCUGAUGCUCCUCCUGGCGACGACGAUCAGACUAAAGUCGUCAGCUCUGAUGAGGAAACCAAGUCCAUCAGAGAAAGGAUCGUUUCAAUAAGGCGUAAAGCUCACAAGGCUACUGUCAAUGCAGUUACGGCAAGAUGGAACUAUGAAGAAGGGAUAAAACGUCCGUAUUUCCAUGUGAAACCUUUGGAGAGGUGUCAGCUCAAAAACUGGCAGGACUAUCUCGAUUAUGAGACUGAACAGGGUGAUCGCAUCCGAGUAAUAGUGUUGUUUGAAAGAUGUCUGAUAGCAUGUGCUUUGUAUGAAGAAUUUUGGCUGAAGUUUGUUCAUUAUUUGGAAACUCUCAAAGACCCAGAACUCCACUCGAAAAUCAGGGAUGUGUACGAAAGAGCCUGUACAAUACACCAUUUGAAGAAGCCCAGUCUCCACUUGCAGUGGGCCAUGUUUGAGGAAAGUGUCGAAAAUCCAAAUAGGGCAGCUGAAAUACUUGUGAAUCUGGAAAAAUCAGUACCCAACAUAUUGCAAAUCGCUUACAGACGAAUAAACCUGGAGCGUAGAAGGUCUGACCACGAAAAGUGUGCACAGCUGUAUGAACAUUACAUAACUAACUCGAAAAACAAGAUGAUCUCCAGUAAUAUAGCCAUCAAGUUUUCCCGGUUUUGCUUCAAAAUAAUGAAGGAUUUUGAGAAGGCCCAGGAAGUGUUGAAGGGAGCUAUAACCAAGGACCCAAACAACCCCAGAUUGUAUUUACAACUCAUCGAUCUCACUUUGCAAAAAGAGAAUGUGACCGAUGCUGAAAUAAUAGAAAUCAUCGACUCGUUUUUGGAUAAGGAGACAACGGAUGUCGAUCAGAAGGUGCUGUUUUCUCAGAGGAAAUUAGAGUAUGUGGAAGACUUUGGGGCAGACGUUCAGUCAGUACAGGCGGCUUAUGAGCAGUAUCAGAAGUGGCUCAAACAGAGCAAGGAUAGCUCCAAGAAAAAGGAAGUCAAAACAGAGGCUGCUUCGUCUUCCAGCAAGAAAGAAAAAAGCGCCACACCAUCAUCCUCUACAACAAAUACCUAUUCGAAUUAUGGUACAUAUGGUAAUUCGUCUGCUCAGCCAUCCUAUCCAUAUUCAGGAUCACAACAGGGACAAAACUACUAUCCUCAGUACGGACAGGGCGACCAACAAUAUCAGUACCAAAACUGGCAGUAUCCUCAAGGGGGUUAUGGGGGUUACAACCAAUGGGGCGGCUACAGUGGGGGGUAUGGAUACUAAAAAAUGUAAAGACUUUUCCAUUUUACUUGUUGACAUCAUUUAUCAUUUCAAUUUAACAGGUGUUACUGAGUGUAAUAUUUAGAUGUUCCAAUAAGGCUAUUAUAAAUUUUCGUAUCAGCACGUUUUAUAAUGUAAUUAUGUUUUUUAGUUUUAUCAAAUUUAGGUCUCUGUAAUUAGUGCCACAAUAAAAGUAAGUGUAACGAA
Messenger RNA from Phaedon cochleariae (mustard beetle), 4060 nucleotides. NCBI's taxonomy places the organism in Eukaryota, Metazoa, Arthropoda, Insecta, Coleoptera, Chrysomelidae. The record is from the annotation of a GenBank genome assembly.